UGUGACCCCGCUCCCCAGGUGUCCACUGCUGUGGUGGAGCCCUACAACUCCAUCCUGACCACCCACAGCACCCUGGAGCACACUGACUGCACCUUCAUGGUAGAUAAUGAGGCCAUCUACGACAUCUGCCGUAGGAACCUGGAUAUCGCGCGUCCCACGUACACCAACCUGAACAGGCUGAUGGCUCAGAUUGUGUCCUCCAUCACCGCUUCUCUUCGUUUUGAUGGAGCCCUGAAUGUUGAUCUGACAGAGUUCCAGACCAACUUGGUUCCAUAUCCCCGCAUCCACUUCCCUCUGGUCUCCUAUGCUCCUGUCAUCUCUGCUGAGAAGGCUUACCAUGAGCAGUUAAGUGUGGCUGAGAUCACAAGCGCCUGCUUCGAGCCAGCCAAUCAGAUGGUGAAAUGUGACCCUCGCCACGGCAAGUACAUGGCUUGUUGUCUUUUGUACCGUGGUGAUGUGGUGCCCAAAGAUGUCAACGCUGCCAUUUCCACUAUUAAAAUGAAGCGCACCAUCCAGUUUGUGGACUGGUGUCCCACCGGCUUCAAGGUUGGCAUCAACUAUCAGCCGCCAACCGUGGUUCCUGGUGGAGAUCUGGCCAAGGUCCAGAGGGCCGUGUGCAUGCUGAGCAACACCACUGCUGUGGCUGAGGCCUGGGCUCGGCUGGACCACAAGUUUGAUCUGAUGUACGCUAAACGUGCCUUUGUUCACUGGUAUGUAGGUGAGGGUAUGGAGGAGUCAGAGUUCUCUGAGGCCAGAGAGGACAUGGCAGCUCUGGAGAAGGAUUAUGAGGAGGUGGGAGUCGACAGUGUUGACGGUGAGGAAGAGGAGGAAGAAAAUGAGUAUUAAAAUGAACAUGAAGGCAUUUAGCAUAUAUUUAGAAAUCAAUCAGUUCCAAAUGUUUUUAAAUAUGUUCCAAAAAGAUGUUGACUUAGUUUGAGUGUUGAGAAAUUCAAACAUGCACUUUUAGUUUGUGGAAAAGAGGAGUAUUGGCAUGAGUUAUACAUGAAUCAUUUACAGUUUUUGCUUUAAUACGUUCCAAUAAGAUGUUUUUAUUCAUCAUUUUACUACUUUAAAUGUUGAUGAAAUCAAAGUGACAGUUAGGA
This is a messenger RNA of Acanthochromis polyacanthus (spiny chromis), 1103 nucleotides long. RefSeq names its product tubulin alpha-1 chain-like. Gene Ontology annotation, cellular component: cytoplasm; microtubule. The transcript has a single exon. Gene Ontology annotation, biological process: mitotic cell cycle; microtubule cytoskeleton organization. Lineage: Eukaryota; Metazoa; Chordata; Actinopteri; Pomacentridae. The annotation marks the transcript as partial. Gene Ontology annotation, molecular function: GTP binding; structural constituent of cytoskeleton. The record is from RefSeq and is a predicted model, not a curated record.